Molecule: messenger RNA, 1515 nt
Organism: Anisakis simplex (herring worm)
Lineage: Eukaryota; Metazoa; Nematoda; Chromadorea; Rhabditida; Anisakidae
Source: the annotation of a GenBank genome assembly
AUGUCUUCAUCAUCAACAUCAAGAACAACCUAUGUAUUGUCACAAAUGAGGUCUAGUCAGCAAACAUCAAGUCCUAACAAUGGUGUUUCUUCCGGACCUCAGGCAAAUACUGAUCAGCAAUCUUACAUGAUCAACAAUAAUACUGUUAAUGAUCCACAUAUGGCUGGUAUGCUACAAAAUGAAAUACUUAUCAAAAGUAUGCUACCACAAUCAAUGUUAACCGUGCAAAUAACACCAUCAUCAUCGGCAACUGGUUCGAAAGCAACACAUCUUCCUCAAACUUCAAUUCCAGAUUCCCAGCAUCAACAACAAAAAAUGUCAAUGAUUCCACAGCAAACACCACCUCAAUCGUAUUUCCCCAAUUACCCAUACGCACAGUCAUUAUUUCCAUUCUUUCCACCCAUCACAUGGUUGACCCCGUCACAAUCACCUCAACCUACAGCUUUACCUCAUCAGCCUGGCACCAGCAAAUCUACUUUUGGUACACCAGAUUCCGGUAUCGGCUUAGGAACACCAUCGGGCAUUGAUAGCUCUCCAUCGACGUUGCUAACGCCACAAUCGCCGUACAUCAGCGGACAACCACCACCUUCGCAAUUCGGCGAAUUCAACCCGUUGACAGGUUGUUACUCAAUAGGUUCUGGAGCCAGUACUGGACUCUCAUCCGGAAAUGUCCCUAUGGGAGCCUCGAUUAUCCCCGGAAUGUCUGGCAUGAUAGCGUAUCCAAUGGCCACUUCACAUCAACAACAUUAUCAACAAGCACCAGGCCAGUCAUCGUCUACCCCAAUCACAACAAACAGCCAAUCAGCAAUCGCUCGUAAACGAAAGCUGGCUACCAUAUCGCAUCGUCAACGGCGAAAUUACUGUAGUAUAUGUCAGUCAGUGAUACACGCUGAGGGAAGGCGAUCGCAAGGUCCGCGUCGACAUGUACUGCAAUUUCACGUGAUGAAGCCAUUGUACAGAUGCAGACUGUGCGAGUACUCAAGUCCGUACGAUAAGUAUCACAUAGCGAGUCAUGCAAAACGAGUGCAUGCUACCGAUCGGCUCAGUGAUAUUUUGAUUGAUAAUACAUCGGAAUUUGAGGACGAUAUCCAAUAUUGGACUGAGAGAUGUUUUGAUCCAGACAAACUUCUGCAAUAUCGCAGUAACGCAGCAUUUGAACGAGAGAACGUUGCGGUCACAUCGGAUGUUCAUCAAGAAACGGAAACGCCGAAUCCAAAAAGGAGGAAAGUGCAUAGUUUUGCUGUUGAAGAUCUUUUGGCUGAUGAUGACGAUUGCAGUGAACGUGACCGAAAUUCAAAGCAAGUAAGGCCAGACGAGAAUCUUACAUGCGAGAAAGGAAUUGAUCAAAAUGAACGAAUGAAGAAAUCGACGAGUGUAAAACGGGCUAAAGAUGAGGAGGACUGUGAAGAAAGUGAAGAGGAUGCUGAACGCUUGAGUAUCAAAUCGCCGAUCACUGCUGAUGAUAAGGGAAUGGUAGAAAUUAUUAUACCAAAACGCCUCUUCACUGAUCAAUAA